Messenger RNA from Erythranthe guttata (spotted monkey flower), 321 nucleotides. Lineage: Eukaryota; Viridiplantae; Streptophyta; Magnoliopsida; Lamiales; Phrymaceae. The record is from RefSeq and is a predicted model, not a curated record.
AUGGCCGAAGAGAAGAAGCACCACAGCUUAUUCCACCACAAGAAGGAAGGCGAAGAAGAAGAAGAAAUAGUCCAUGAUUAUGCUAAAGAAGAAAAACAUCACAAACAUGUCGAGCAAUUGACUGGCCUUGGCGCCAUGGCUGUCGGUGCAUAUGCCUUGCACGAGAAGCACAAGGCGAAGAAGGACCCGGAGAAUGCACACAAACACAAGGUACAGGAAGAGAUAGCGGCUGUGGUGGCGGUCGGAGCUGCUGGUUUCGCAUUUCACGAGCAUCACGAGAAGAAGGAUGCUAAGAAGAAAUCCGAAGAAUGUGAUCCCUAG